Messenger RNA from Porites evermanni, 9954 nucleotides. Lineage: Eukaryota; Metazoa; Cnidaria; Anthozoa; Scleractinia; Poritidae. The record is from the annotation of a GenBank genome assembly.
AUGCCUCGGUUUCUGAACAAGAGGAAGAGACCAAGUUAUAGUCACGUGACUCCGUAUCCCAACAACAUGGCGACGAAGGAGAAAGACAGAGAUCGCGGUCAGUCGAUGACCUCGAAACUGAGCAUCGGGAACUACAUACUCGGACAAACUUUAGGUGUUGGAACGUUUGGAAAAGUGAAAAGUAAGUGUUAGUAAGGUUAAUUGUGUUAACUAUACUGUAAUUAGGAGAGAUCGAUGAAAGCGUGCACAACUCCACGUACGCAAAAUGCUUAGUCAUUUGCAUGUAGCAGAAAAUUUGCUACACACGAAUGAAUAAAUCACUGGGAAAAUACAGUAAUAAUUGCUGUUAUGAUAGUAUAUAUACUACCAGGCUCUAUACCAUUACUAGGCCUGAAUUGAAGGUACAAAGUAAUGAAAUCAGCGCGUUGAUGCCUAACAACUAACGUGUUUGCAUGCAAGAACCGUGCGAUGUUGGUUCCCUGGUCAUUCAAGACUUACUGUUGACUUUCACGCAAGUCAGGCCUCAUUGAUCUUAGCUUAUUUACGUGUUAUAAGCAUACCUUCAUCAACAACUUGAUAAUUGUAUUGACCUUUGAGCGCUGCUGAGAAAACUCUUUAUCUUUUAUUUGUUGCUAAUUCCAUUAAAGCUCUUUACUCUUUCCAUGUCAUUUUAUUAAAGUUCUUAAUAACGGACUUUGAACUUUAUUGGAGAUCAUGUACAUGUAACUGCAAGAGUUCUUUAACUGAAACAAGAAGAAACACAAGAUUAACUUUCUCGAUGCGUUUAUACAGCAGUUGUUUUUCACCACUGUGGCACGCAGUAGUGAACACUUCUUAUAUCAUUUAAAAUAGUUUGAUACACAAUAUUAACAAAUGUAUACUCCUCUGUAUACUAUGAUCUUAGUAUACAUUAAUUAUUUUGUAUACAGUGGAACCUCGAUAUAACAAAGGGCCAAAGGACUGGCAAAAUUUGUUCACUGUAGCUAUAUUUCGUUAUAUCAAGGUUCUUCUCCAUAUAUUUUACUAUUACUGGGGUGAAGAAAAUCGUUUGUUAUACAGAGGAUUUCAUUGUAUAGAAGUUUGUUAUGUAUCAAACUACUUUAUUAUAUUGCUGACUGUGUGAGUGAAUGAUUAUAAGAAUGAAAGACUUCAUUUAAAGAAGAGUCAUUUGACUUUGAUGAAACUGAAAAUGGCCCACAAAUAAACAGUAAUCAAAUUAAUUAAAAAAUAUUCUACAAAUAAAAGAAAUUUAUACAGCUGUGAACAUAAUUUAUUAAUGGUAAAAAAGAUAGAAUUAUAGAAAUUGUUCACAAAUUCUGUGUUAUUUUUGUCCUUCCUGUCCACUUGGGAUUUCUGGCUUAGUUUCUACAAGAAUCAAGUGUUCUUUUUGUCAUAAUAUAGUAAAUCCAGUAACCAGUCUUGUUCAGUCAAGAUGGCCGGGUAGUGCUUCUGAUUGGUUUAAGAAAUUUUUCCUUGCGGCACGACCAAUCAUCAGCAAUACCCAAAUCUGGAUAUUAGCAUGUCAUCAGUAUUGAAUUUCUGCGUUUGUUCCUCAGACUUAAUUUCAUAGGGAAACCAGUAGUGGCACUUCAAAAUGUCAAUUGUUUUCUCAUGUUAACUUUAGUGUACACAACUACUUUAUGGUGAUACAUACAAAGAUUCCAUAGGUUCAUUUGUCAACAAAAACCCCUACUGAAUGAGCUUUUCAUUCAUGUAUAGAUUGUCAGUGACAUGAAAUAUGUGAAGCAAUAGGAUUGUAGAGAUCACUUUUAGAUGAUAGCUUGUGAAAACAGCAAUCUUGCUCCUCGCUUCUAGAGACAUCUUACCAGGGGGAUGUUUGCGCCUCAGCGACAGAAAUUUCAUACUGAUGACGUAAAUCAAUGUUUACAUAAUUAAUCAGGUUGUUUUGGGGUUCCAAACGUAAAUUUGUUCGAUUUUAUGUUUUCCCCGGUUGAUUAUGGUGAACUUAAUUUGUGUUUCUCUGUGAACGACCUCCGUGAAUAUGUACGGUUUUGUAUUGGAUUUAUCAUGUUUUCAUACAUCAUUGUGACUAUUUGUCUUUCGCAUUUGUCUGUUUUUUUCUUUUUUUUUUUUUUUUAUAAAAAUAGCUAUAAUACAGUUUAACUACUGCAUGUACAUGUGACCAAUUAGAGCUCCUGACCAGAUUCCAGACAGAUUUUAUGUCAUCUGUAUGGGAUUUUUGUCACUGAGGUAUAGUGGCAAGGAGGGAGGAGAGACAGUUGUUUUCUUGGGCUAACUUCAUGAUUGUCACUGCUAUUAGAGAAAUUACUAAUUUUUGCACUCCUGUUCAUUUUAGUGGCAGUACAUCAACUGACAGGCCACAAAGUUGCAGUUAAGAUCCUCAACAGACAAAAGAUAAAGAACCUAGAUGUUGUAGGAAAAAUAAGAAGGGAGAUUCAAAACUUAAAGCUUUUCAGACAUCCACACAUUAUUAAACUGUAAGUAUUGGGCUAGCGACUGAGCUUUUGCUUGAAAUGAUCUUGACCCCUAUUAAUGAAUGGAAGUUUUAUCACGUGGCAAAAAAUAUCUUCUUUUCUCCUUUGAUACAGUGAGUUUAAUCAGUUUACUUUCUUUUAAUCCAAAUUGUGCAAUCUGAAUGCAUGAUCACUGAACUUCGAACUUUUAGAUAUUUAAGAUUCUAGUAUUUCAGUGCUGUGUGAUCAAAAAAGGGAGACUGGAGUGAUGGGAGAUUAUCUCAAGGAGUGUUGGUGCGAUUAACCCAUUACAAAUCCUGAAAUCAUGAAAUGUGAUUUUACUUUGCUGGCCUUAACUAAUUCCUGGCUAACAAAAUUUGUUGUAAAAAUUAUUCUUGAUUUUUAUAAUAUUUAUUCUGUACUAUUCCAGAGGGUCAGCUGAGCAUCUAUUCUCAGGGUUUUCAACAGUUUUUGAAGUAGGAGUUGCGUUUAUUUGAGUAGGAGUUGCAAGGCCCGGAGGGCCUUGCUCUCUAGGGGGGUCUGGGGGCAUGCCCCCCCAGGAAAUUUUGAAUUUCUAGACUCUUGGAGGCGCAUUUUCCCGCAUUUUGAGACGCAGAACUAGCAAAUUUUAGAUAUCGAAAAUACUGAUAAAUUUUGAUGCUUUUAGUAACUUUAUUAACCACAAUAUUAGGGUACGCUUUAACCACAUUAUUACCCGCAGCAUCCUUUUUCUUUUUCUUGUUUGUCACUGUCAGCGACCACAUCUCCCGUAAACCACGCUGUCGCUUUUCUGCCAUUCUGCCGUGUUCUUGGAGACGAAAUGUGGCGUUUUAUAUAGAGUCGCUUCAGAAACCGCUAACUACAAUGUUCCCUGUAACUGAGACCCAGUCUUCGACUCGUCCUCAACGUUACGCAGAGAACGUAUUUUAAAAGCAGACUCAAGAUGUUUUGGCGAAAUUCUCCAGAAAAAUUUCAAGUUUGCUUGCUCGCAACAGCUUUGUGAACACUUACCACUUUUUAUCAAAAGUUUUAUUUGUCAUAUAAUUUACCUAAGGGAAAGUAGGCGUCGCAAAUCAAAAAGUUGCCGUGGGAUGCGACGGCCGACGGCUGAUUUUGAAAACACUGAUUCUCCAAAAUAAAUUACCCCAUUUAUCAAAGAUGUCUUUGAUCUACAAACUCCUCACUACUGAGUCAUCAUUAAUGCCUGUUGUUAUUUUUGAUUGUUGUAUACAGGUAUCAGGUCAUUAGCACUCCUUCGGAUAUAUUCAUGGUUAUGGAGUAUGUGUCAGGAGGGGAAUUGUUUGACUACAUUCUAAAGCAUGGAAAGGUAAGCAUCCGUGGGCCUUCUAGGAUCAAAUUCAGUGCUGUUAAGAUGCACGUGAGCUAAGGUGCUUUGCUGCUUAUAAAUUCUCAUGCUUCAAUAAUAAGAUUUAUUGUUCAUGUACUAUUAAUGACUGGUGCUAAAACCCGUCUUGAACAUGUAAUGUGAUUCGGUUCUCAUUAAGUGCCGGCAACCAACUAGAAAACUGGCUACUUUGAGGUCUUAGCCAUCUGCUUUUGGGGGAAAAUUGGUAAAGUGAUGAUGUGAAAUCUUCAAAUUGCCUACCGCACUUGACUGCCAAUCCGUCUACUUUUACAUCCUAGCUGUCUACUUUAAAACUUAAUGAGAACCCUGAUGAUUAUCUAAUUGCAUUACUUUACUCUGCUGUUUUGUAUUUUUAGCUUGAAGAAAGAGAGGCACGCAGGUUUUUUCAACAGAUUAUAUCUGGAGUAGAUUAUUGUCACAGACACAUGGUGGUCCACAGGUAUGGAAUGGUGUCUUUCUUGGUACAGCGUAACAGGGUUAUUAUAAUCGUGAUUAACUGGCAGGAGACUGGUUGUAAAUUAUGGCUUUUCUGUACUUUUUCUGUACUUAUUUGUGACAAUCUUCUUUUUUUAAUUCCUGGUGCCACUUCACGGCCCAGUUCCUUUUCUAGGCUCUGUAUUAACAAAUUUUGUUUGCAUGAUACCACUAGAAAGAGCCAUGUAACAGAAUAAGUCACACCAGUGCAAGUUCACCGAAAUUGCUGUACCAGUUUCAAGAAUUUCAUUUUAGCGCAAAUCUUGCUCAUAAACACCCCUUGAGUAUCCUCAGUGUGACAGGUGUCAUUGGAGCUUGCCAUGGUUACCCUAUCAGUUACAUGUAGCUCUGUUUAUUUUUUAUGUCUUUGCCUCAGUGUUGCUCAUUGCCAGCACCCACUCUUUAUACGUAUCCUCUUUAACCCCUUAAGUCCCAGGAGUGACCAACAUCAAUUUUCUCCUAACAAUACCAAUAAUAAUUAAAAGAAAAGUUUAUGAGAAUAAAUAAAAUGAUCACCUAAGGGAAAAUGCUUUGAUCUUUGAACAAAUUCUCUCAACUAAUUCUGUAAGGAAAUGUAUGGAGAUCAGUUUGGAGAAUUUGUAUGUGGAUAAUGGGGCUUAAAGGGUUAAUGUGCCUAUUAAUAAGUUAAUAUUGUGAAAAAACCCUGACUUUUUUGUCCCUUUUGAUUGCCAAUAUUGAACUCGACCAGUAUUUCCCGACUACUGUUUGCCUUAGAUUAGCUUGAUAUCGCUAAAUUGUCAUCUUAUUCAGUUAAAUGUUUCAAAUUAUUUGAUUAGGGAUCUUAAACCAGAAAAUCUCUUGCUGGAUGCGCAAGCAAAUGUAAAGAUUGCCGAUUUUGGUCUCUCCAACAUGAUGACUGAUGGAGAAUUUCUUCGAACAAGUUGUGGAUCACCUAACUAUGCUGCACCUGAGGUUAUUUCUGGAAAGUAAGUCUGCUUGUUGACAUACAGUGGUAGUACAUAAAAAGGAACCAGGUUCAUAAAGCUCUUCAACAUCCAUUUUCUUGACAUUAUUUACUACAGCUGACUAGACUCUCUUGACACCUCUGUAAAACAGACUCCUAAGAAGGCAGCGUGGCCGACUGUUUAGAGCGCCGGACUUGCAAUUCGGAGUCCCCGAGUUCAAGUCCCACUCUGACCGCUAGCUUGAUUUGUUUGCAGUAGUCCCGCAAAUUCAAAUCCUCGACCAUGCUUGUAAAUAGCCAGCUGGUUUGCCUCCAGCCAGCUGGGAUUCUUAACCCUGUUAAGGUCAAUUUGAAUUGUCACUAGCAUUAGUGCUAUAAAUACUGCCAGGGGUAAAUAACGGAAUUAUUAUUAUUACUGUUAUUAAUGAUUGCUGCUGUUCUUUUGCAGGCUUUAUGCAGGACAAGAAGUUGAUAUAUGGAGCUGUGGUGUGAUUCUUUAUGCCCUUUUAUGUGGAAGUGUGAGUAUCAAAUUUAAAAAACCUUCUCUUUGAAUUCUAAAAUUCCCUUUCUCUGUUUUGUAAUGGCAGAAAAUAACAUCUUUGGUAAGUCCUCCACUUAUUUUGGUUUGUUUUUCUCCUUUCAGCUUCCAUUCGAUGAUGAGCACAUACCAACUCUUUUCAAGAAAAUUAAAGGUUGGUAGUUCUACUCUCUAUCUCUUUCUUUUUUCCCCUGGUACAGGAUGUAUGUAGCUAUUAAUUUUGUAUGGUUUGGUAGUAUUUUCUCUUAAAUAAAAAUUAUUAUUAUUGUUAUUUCCUUCAGGUGGUGUGUUUUACAUCCCGUCACAUCUUUCAGCGGAAACCAGUAGUCUUCUCUCUUCAAUGCUCCAAGUUGAUCCAAUGAAAAGAGCUACAAUGCAACAGAUAAAGUGAGUUGGAUAUACUGUAUUGAGUUGUCUUCAUGUGAAAAUUAGAAAUUACUGCAUCUCAAAAAGGUAUUGCUUGAGUACUGUCCAUUUUGUGAAAAAUUUGUAAAUGUUUUAUUAUUUCUCAUUCAUGAUUUUGCUUUUGUUGUCCUUAAAGAUCUGUAGCUUGACUUAACACCUACAAAAGCAUGUUGUUGAGAUAAUGAAUCUACAUGUAUAGAAAAUGCAGGGGAAAUAAGUUCUUUGUUUCAUGGUAACAAAAUAAUUAAAUUAUUCUUGCAAGAAGAAAGAAGUCAAAGAAUGAUAGUGAUCAAUGAUGUAUUUGAUUCCUUGUCAUUGUGUUAAUGAAGCUUUGACUUUUUGUGGUACAUGUAAUUGUCUCAUUUUGAGGGACAAUUUUGAUAUAAACAUAUAAGAUUAUUUUCCCUGUUCAAGAAAGAAAAGCAAUGAAGAUAUUUACGUGUACAAUGUACAGUCAUCUUUUAAAGUUGAUUGCUUUGUCUGAUGUGAGUGUUUGAUCUUUAAUAAUUAUUUAAAUACACUGUAUCACUCCCGGUUUUUCCUUCAGAAAUCAUGAAUGGUUCAGAAAAGAUCUUCCAAUUUAUCUGUUUCCAUCAUCAAAAUUAGAAAGUGAUGUCAUUGACCAAGAGUGCUUGACACAAGUUUGUGAGGUUGGAAUUUCUUACUCUUUAUAAUAUUUUACUUAUCUUCUUUUGUAUGUAUAACUGACUACUUUUCUUGUGAUUUGGUUUUGUAUGUAAUUCUAAACCUUUGACUCUGUGAAUCAAAUCUUUUAGUCUGACCAUCAAUUACUUUCACAUCGAGUGUUUCCUGUGUCAUUUUAAUUUUUUUAAAAUUACAUCAUUAGGGGCAUUGUUUAACUUAAACUUGUUAAUCUGAAAAGACAUCCCCAUUGACCUGUUCGGCUAACUCAAUGUUGUACCCAAUUCAAACCCUUUGGAAAGGAAAUGUUUUGUUUCAGGAAUUCCUUGUCAUUUAAAUGAGAAUGCCACUUUAUAAUGCAAAUACAAUACACAAAGAAUUCUUAACCCCGGAAGAUUCGAAUUGGGUACAACAUUGAGUUAGACAAAUAGGUCUGUUGGGCUUUUUACAUUUCUAUGAUGUAUGUGAAAUGAUUUCCCUUCCCUCCCCUCCCCUCCCCACCCCUCAGUUCCUCAGAAUUGCUUGAGCCAGCAGUGGUGGUAUAUGUUUGUAGUCACUGUAGUUUAUUUGUCUGAAAGACAAUUUAAUGAUGUGUUCCACUAUAUAUAUUUUUUUACUCAACAGAAACUAAACUGUCAUGAAACUGAUGUGAGAUGGGCAAUAAAGAAUGGAGAUACACAUGAUCAACUGAAGAUAGCUUAUCACCUUAUACUCGACAACAAAAGAAUGAGAAUGCUUGGUAAGUUCAGUAUUGGGGAUGUGACCGGUUUCUUUGGAGGAACAGGUUUAUUAGGCAUUGGGAUAAACUUUAUUUAUUUAUUUUUUUUACAGCUGAAGGCGAGGGAAAACUACAUGUACAGGAGUUCUACUCAUCUGUUUCUCCACCUACCUCUGCAUUUAUUGUGAAAGAUUCGCCAUCUCUUGUGGUACGUGUCUGUGUUUAUAAAAAUUGUUAUUCAAACAGCAGGGUUAGCUCAUCAAAGAAUUUCCGGGGGGGGGGGGGGGGGGGGGGGGGAAUGGUGGAAAGGACUUUUAAAGGGAAAAAUGAUAGCUACACCUGGCCAAAAGAAAAAUCUGUAAAAAUAAAUUUUUUUGACCCCAAAAAAUACCCUUUUUUAAAAAGUCAAAAACAUACAUUUAGGGUCGAUGGUGGGGGGGGGGGGGGGGGGGGUUGAGGGAGGUAUAGUUGAAAGGACUCUUACAGUGAAACAUGAUAGCUACAGCUUGCCCAAAGGACAAUCUGUAAAACUGAAUUUCUUUGCACCCACAAUAUACGCAUUUUUAACAAGUCGAAAACAUUCAUUUAAGGUCGAGUAACAGUGAGGAGAUUGCUCCAGCUUGUUACCUGAAAAAUGCAUUUAGUAUUAAGUUUAUUAGACAAGUAAGUAUUAUUAAAGAUCUGCGGUUUUUUUUGCCAGACCACAACAGCAACGCAGCGACCCUCAUCCACUCCAGUUGAUGUUUUAAGAACUGGGUCGACUGCUCUUCCCACUACACCAUCCAAGAAAGUGCCAUACCUCAGGUUAGCACUGGGAAAGCGACCCAAAUGGCAUUUAGGUAAGUUUGUAUUAGGCAUACAGAUAGUUUGUACAACCACCAGCUGUAAAAGUCAAGGAAGCCUGGUCAGUCUAGUAGUCAGUUUGGGACUUGGAAAUCAUUAUAUGUGUCCAUUGACAUGUUAAUGAAAGUUAUAUAUUAAUGAAAAUAAUGCCACAAUAAUAAAGCUAUCAAAUCGUUUCUCGAUAGUAUUGGACCACUUCAUGGUGAGUUAAUUUGUCCUUCUUACAAUAAAAUCUGUGAAUGAAAUCCUAUGGUGUUACCAUUCAGAUUAAACCUCUUUGUCAGAACGUUUAGGAUUUUGUACAAAGGAAUUUGAAUCUGCCAUUGAAUUUUUUCCUGUGGGGCGAAAUAGUUCAGCUAAACUACUUAUCAGUGUUGGAUUAAAUCCACAAAGAAUCAUCAGCUACUAGAGGGAAUGAAUAAUGGCAACUAUAGCCUAUAUUUAGUUAAUUGAGUCUUUUCAUGUUUUUUUAUUUUGUCUUGAGAAGUCUUGCCCUGAAUCAUAUUUUACAUUAUUUUUGAGAAAAAACCAUGUUAAUAAUUUUUAUUUUUGAUUACAAGUUGUUUAUUUGUGUCAUUUCUUACAACAGGUAUUCGGUCACAGAGUAAGCCAAAUGACAUAAUGGGCGAAGUCUACCGAGCCAUGAUGUCUCUAGGAUAUGUAAGUGCUCUCUUGAAAUUCAUUGGAAUUUUAAGUGAUUGUUAAUGUUCAUUUACCGCAUAUGUGUACAUUCCCCUGGUCUCAUUCUACACUUGCUGUUCUAGUCAUCACCACUUAUGAAGUUUUAACUAGCUGAUUAGUAGCCUUUGUAAUAAAAAGUUUUAUAAAGAAGUUGCAAAAAUGUUAGCGUCAUUUUUUUUACAGAAAUGUAAAUUAACUAAAAACUUUCAUUGCUGUAUAUCUUAAUUAUAGUGAAAAUAUGUGUCCAUAUUGGAAAAAUCAUAAUACCCCGAAAAACACUGUCCUUGUGUUGACAAUAGUUCAUGUACUUGGAUGUGUUUGUGAGAAUUAUUGCAGGUAACUAUUAUAACUAAUGAGGUUUUUUGACUUCUGUAGGAAUGGAAAAUAAUAAAUCCCUUUCAUCUUCGAGUGAUACGUCACAAUAACGGCACAGGAAAAUAUGUAAGUAUUUUGAUAAGUUGUCUCUACGAUAUAGUUUGAGCAUUUUGAUCUAAUCAGUAACUUUUUGCAAAAUUCAAUGUUAACAAAAACACGAACAACUCAUACUUUUUAUUGGCAUUUUGUAUGUUUUUUACACUAUGAUAGGGAGAACAGAAAAAAAAAGUUCUGAUGAUGUUAUUUCAGCACGCUCUUUAUAAACUAUGAUUUUGUUUCUUCAUUUUGUAGACCAAGAUCGCCUUGCAGUUAUACCAAGUUGACCACAAGAGUUAUUUGUUGGACUUUAAAAGCCUCCCUUGCAUAGACCCUCCAGAACAUUCAGAGGGAGUUAUAACAUCUGGAAAAUCCUCCCGGAAAUCAUCAUGUAAUUCUUCUUUUAGCAGCCUUAAAGAUUCCGAUAACUUGAGCUCUCCUGGUCACACUGGCUCACAUCACGUUAUGGAAUUCAUGGAAAUGUGUGCCAAUCUCAUUGUUGCUCUUGCUUGUUAA